AUGACGUGCAAUAUUAAUAAAAACUCAUCGGUUGUUUAUCGUCCUGUUGAAAAACAUGAACAAGUUCAAGCUCUUGAUUUAUGGGUUUCUGUAUUCGAACCCGGUAAUCUAGGAUGGUUCGAACGUGAUUUCGCCAUUGAAGCAGCCCCAACAUACCAACACGGCGACACUAUCGGCGCAUGGUAUGAUGGAGAACUGAUCAGUACAGUACAUAUUCGACGCAUUAUGGUUCAGUCUCGUGACGAUGAUACGAAAUAUUUAUGUGGUGGUAUUUCCAAUGUAGCCACUCUGGAGAACUAUCGAAAUCAAGGACUCUCGCGACAUCUACUUCGUUUGGCCAUUGAAAGAAUGGAACAAAACGAUGAAUUCGAUUUAUCUAUUUUGGGUACUGGACGAUAUAAUCAUUAUUCUGUUCUUGGUUGGGAACAAAUGAAUGUGCCCAAUGAAAUUACUAUUGAAUGGAAGAAUUUUGACCCUACUAUGAAUAACAGGAAAUGGUGUUCGACAUCUGAAAUAUUUUCAUCAGAUAAAGAAUUAUUACUUGCUUUGCAUGGAAAAAAUCCUCGAGAAUAUCAACUCGAUCGGUCACCUUCAUCUCUAUUCGAGCAUUUUGUAGGUUGGAACUGGCAAUUUAAUAACGCUAUUAUUUAUAUACAUCGUGAAGAAGAAUCGGGUUAUAUUGUGAUCAGUAAACCAGACAAUAUUAAUGAUAUUCAUGUAUCCGAAUGGCGAGCACCAAAUAUUGACGUUGAGAGAAAAUUAUUCAAAGUUGCAGCUGAAGAGAUUUAUCGUCGACAACAGCAGCAGACAAAUAUAAUACGGUUUCAUGGUCUACCACAAUAUAUCACCAUUAAGGAAUUAGAACAAUGGGCUGGAAAGAUAAAAAUAGAUUUCAAAGCGGACAUGAUGAUACGUAAUAUUCGACUUUCGAAAGAAACAAUCGAUAAGAUCAAAGCAGCUUAUUCGACAGGUUCCGCAACAUUUUGGUCAGCUGAUGCUUUUUAA
This is a messenger RNA of Rotaria sp. Silwood2, 1005 nucleotides long. The record is from the annotation of a GenBank genome assembly. NCBI's taxonomy places the organism in Eukaryota, Metazoa, Rotifera, Eurotatoria, Philodinida, Philodinidae.